Epinephelus moara (kelp grouper) is the source of this 1832-nucleotide messenger RNA. RefSeq lists its product as uncharacterized. The coding region runs from base 360 to 1358 and encodes 332 amino acids. The transcript is spliced from 2 exons. NCBI's taxonomy places the organism in Eukaryota, Metazoa, Chordata, Actinopteri, Perciformes, Serranidae. The record is from RefSeq and is a predicted model, not a curated record.
GAGCAGAGGCGAGUGCUGUGUCUUCCACACAAACAGCUUCUGCGGCAUCCAUGAGGAGGAGAGUUACGCCUUCUCCGGCCAUCAAUUCAAUGCUGGCAGCUCGAAAGAGGCUCUUGGAUAAAGCGCUGUCACACAGGAUGAAGGUAAAAUCAUUUGUCCCAUGUGUUACAAUCCCAUUUUUGGGUUUGUAAUUAUCGUCUACAAUAGCAAACAAUGUGUUAUAUGUUGAAUACCAUAAGAAUCAAAUCAUCUGUCAGUCUUAACUUACAUACAUUGUUUUUCAACAGUCGUUCCACCAGGUGGCAUCAUUGUUGAGGAGAGAUCACUCUAGUGUUCAAGGUGCUGAUUUGAGAAGUGCGAUGCCACAACCACCUGAAACUUACGAUCUGACGAAUGAAAAGACUGUUAUGGAAGGCCAGUCCGGUGGAAGCAGUGCCCCCAGGCGUUUCCUCACACAGAGACCAGGUCUGUCUGUCCGUUCUCUUCACCCUCCCCCUCGGGUCGGCAUUCGUCUUCCUAACCGGUCACCGGUACCUUUAACAUCCUCAGCUCCUGGGGUUGCCGUCAUCCGUCUGCAGACCCCUGGAGGCCAGGGCGCCACUCGUAGUGAGGGGAACCCGAGCCCCCAGCAGGCAGUCCAGGACACGGGAGGGAGAGGCGGCCUACAGGAACAGAUUCAGACCCUGGGCUCUGAAGUGCGCAGCUUGGGUCAGGCAGUGAAGAUGCUGGUGGAGCAGCAGUGCUGCCUGGAGAGGGAGCAGGCGCAGCAGACGCACAUUCAGAAGCAGAUCCUCAGCACUCUACAGAGCCUCGCUGCCAAAUUGGGACGUUGUAGCGUUGUCCAGCAGCAGCACAACAAAACUCCAUCACCCUCUGGUUUGCCAACAGCGUCUGCAUCUACCUCUUUCAGCCAAGACACCUUCAACUUCAGUCAAGGCACUUAUACUCAGUGCAGCCAAACUCAGCCAAGCUACAACUCCUUAGAGAGUUUAGAAAACGUAGAGGCCUUUAAACUGCCAGGACUGAGCCCUUCAAGCAUGAACGGGUUUCCGCCAUGUAGCAACGCUGAUAACCUCACACUUACUCACACUCCCCCUCAAACACAACAAUAUGCAGCGGCGUACCCACAGCAAAACAGUCAAACACUCAUGCCACCCUACACACAGUCCUACGUCCCCACAUACAGCCAGUCACAUUCUCAGACUUUCAGAGCAUCAGAAAGUAAAACUUCAGAUUACCCAAGCAGCUGCUCAGCAAGGACUCUCCAGGACUGCAGCGUGUCCACACAGCCGGUGAUGAACUCUAACCAUUCUUCACAGGAUCAGCAGAUCAAUAUUAUCAAAGUGGAAGGACCUUAAAGGCCUUCACAUGCUACACAGUGUUUUGGGACCAUAAGGGCUCGGAUGUGCUUUUUUUAGGGUCAUUUUAGAGUAGUUAUUUAAGAGACUCAUGUUUUUACAAUGAACAUAUACUGUAAAUUUCUUAAAUUAAUUAAUUUAAUUACAUUUUAACAGAGUACAAACAGCAAUAGGAUGCAGUGCUUUAGUAAUAAUGUGUUUAUGAUUUGUCUUUAGUACAGGCAGCCAUUACAAAAUUAGAGAAAAUGAUUAUGUGCAGGCACUUUGUCAUUUUUUUGUCACACCUGUUUGUUAUUUUGUAUCUAUUAUUUUUGUAUCAUUAGGACUGGCAUUACAGACUGUUAGUUUUCAUAACUCUAUGCUAACUGAUAAAAAAAAAACAACAACCAAUAAACAGAUGUUAUUGAUCCAAAGCAAGUUCCCAUCUCAGUGUGUAAGGCAGUGUGUUAGAGGCUAACGUAUUAUUUGUACAAA